UAAUCCUUCCCUUUUCCAGCUGACAAAGGGAACUCUCUGAGCGCGCAUGCGGAAUACCGGACUACAAGUCCCAGCAUGCUCUGAAAGGCGCCGGGAACGCCUGACCGCCGCCGUAGGUGCGGGCCGCAUGAAUGGAGCUUCGGGCGUAAGGCAAAGCCUACCGCCGUCCGCGCGGCCGGUACCUGCUCCCGGAGCGUGAGUGCGGGGUGUGGGCCGUGCGCGUGCGCGCUCAAAGGGAGCGCGAGGCGGGCGCGUGGCCGUUGAGGUGGGCGGCUGUAGUGCCGCGCGCCCGACUGGCCGGUAGUUGCGGGGCCUCCUGCCUCGCCGGGGGCUGCGGGCAGCCGUGGCGGCCGCCGGGGACCGCAAGGGGCGGAGGAAAGCUGGGGGCGGAGGGGGCCGGCCUCGGCACGCAGAGGAACAGCAGGGCAUGCCCCGAGACAACAUGGCCUCCCUGAUCCAACGGAUCGCCCGCCAGGCGUGCCUCACCUUCCGGGGCAGCGGGGGCAGCCGCAGCUCUUCCGACCGCGGCGAGGCGCCAGGCCCCGAGGCGCCGAUGUCGCAGGGCUUCCCGGAGAACCUGAGCAAGCUGAAGAGCCUGCUGACCCAGGUCCGCGCGGAGGACCUGAACAUCUCCCCGCGCAAGGCCACGCUGCAGCCGCUGAGGCCCAACCUGCCGCCAGUCACCUAUAUGCACAUCUGCGAGACAGACGGCUUCAGCCUCGGCGUGUUCCUGCUGAAGAGCGGCACCUCCAUCCCGCUGCACGACCACCCGGGCAUGCACGGCAUCCUCAAGGUGCUCUACGGCACCGUGCGCAUCAGCUGCAUGGACAAGCUGGAGGUGGGCAGCGGGCAACGGCCGCGGGCCCCGCCACCAGAGCAGCAGUUUGAGCCGCCUCUGCAGCCGAGGGAGCGGGAAGCGCUAAGGCCGGGUGUGCUGCGCUCGCGCGCGGAGUACACGGCGGCCAGCGGCCCCUGCGUCCUCACGCCACACCGGGACAACCUGCACCAGAUCGACGCUGUGGAGGGGCCCGCCGCCUUCCUAGACAUCCUGGCCCCGCCCUACGACCCCGACGACGGCCGGGACUGUCACUAUUACCGGGUGCUGGAGCCUGUCAGGGCCAGGGAGGCCUCCGGCUCGGCCUAUGACCUGCCCCGAGAGGUGUGGCUCCUGGAGACCCCGCAGGCCGAUGACUUCUGGUGCGAGGGGGAGCCCUAUCCAGGUCCCAAGGUCUUCCCUUGAAGCCGCCGGCGCCCGGGAUUGGUGGGCCAAAGACAUGCCCUACUCGUAUCUGGGCUUGGCUGACCGCGACCCAUCACAAAGGCUCUCUUCCUUCCCCCAGGCCUGGGCGUUGGAUCUACUGGAAUGGGCUGUAGCCGCUUCCUCGGGAGCCUUGCGAAGCGCGGCGACUGGACUGCAGCCACCGGGCACCGUUUGGGGGGCGGAGCAGGCGGGGAAGCUAGGUUGUUUCCUGGCUCUGUCACUGCCACUGAGGUUUUGAUUUGUGGGGAGGGGGCAGGGGUCUUAUAUGAAGCGCUUCCAUCCUCAAGCCAUAAUGAAAAUUUCCUUUCCUCUGUUCCCCGUCCUAUACAAAAUACACUAAGUGGUUUUCUCCGCCCCCCUCUUUGGGUAAAUAGGAUUUGUUUUCCACUUACGUCCUUAUGCCCUUUUACUCCUCAUUAUUAUAGUUCUAACUUACUGACUUUGCAUGACCUAGUGGUUUGAAUUGUUUUUAGUUCAAGGCAUUGAUAAAAACUAGGUUUAAAGAGAUGAGCUAUUAUUUAAAGUGAGCUGUCCGGCCUAAUGAAGUCGUUGUGAAAAUUAAAUCCAUUUUUCCAGAGUUGGGGGAUUACCCCCAAACGUAAGUAUGCAUGUAGAGGGCAAGAUUUAUUUUCUUUCCUCCCGUUGCCCAGUAACCACAUCUGGGUUACUCUGGCAGCAUCUAAUAAGAAAUACAAGCACCUGCAUAUCUCAGUGACAAAUGGACACUUAGAGCUUCCCGAUGAGUCUCCAGAUCUCUGAGUUGAGCAGAUUUCUUGUUGCAGAUUCACCUUUAAUGCAAAAACUAUAUUAUCCUCAAGUGACUUUUUUUGUCUUAGCGUACUUUAAGAAGUAAUAGGGUAAUUCUGUAUUUUCUAACCAUAAGAUUCAGAGGAGCUGAAUCGGUAUGCUUCCAAACAACGGAAUGUAAAACACCCUUAGCCAGCUGUUGAAUUCUGUGCCCAUAUUUACUUCCAGUAUUUUCCUGCAAAAGUAGAGGAAAAUGUUCAUGACUGUUUCAAAUUCUCUCAGGAGUUCUAACGUUCCAGGGGGCUUGAUGAUUCCAGCUGUGUUGUUGGUGUCAGUGUUCUCAGAACCUUGUCCCUCAAAUAGGAGAGAGCCAGUGCUUGCUUCAUCUAGGGUGAGUUUUCUGCAGGAAGAGAGAGAGGCACAGAUGAUCAAGGCUAGAAAAUUGAGAAUUAACUAUACUGCUGGCCACUUUAGGGCACCAAAACUUGGGACAAAACACUUCCCAUUCCCAACCGCUUGAAAUGAACAGCUGUGUUGUGACUAGUUUUAUUUUUGUCCUUUUAAUUGGCUGAGCUUUACCUUGUUUACAAAUGUAUUGACACCAUUUGCUUCAGGCCAAGGAACACUCCUGUUUCCCCCUUUUUACUAUUUAUAGGACUCUUUUUUUCACAAAACUUUUAAUAAAAAAAACUGUAGAAAUAAACACAUUAAAAUUUGUCCAGCUGUUGUCUAAGCCCUCUUGAUUGACUUGCCCAUGUGGCAGUUGAGUUCUAAUAUCUGUAAUAAAGGGAGAUUUGCUAUUGGUGGGAAGUGAUGACCCUGUAGGGAAGCAGUAUGUGCCUUUGCCUCUUUUCGCACACUGGGUUACAGAGGCCCAGAGUGAAGGAAUAUUUGUUCCCAAAUUUAAAAAUAGAAUGAAAAAGCAAAUUCUUAAUGACUUUUCUUAAAAAACAAAUUACAAAAAAGAUGCUACUAAACAUGAUAUGCCACUGUGUUGUAAAACCUGACACAAGCAUAAUGCAUUUCUUCCAAGUUUGCUAAAAUUGUUUUAUGGUAGUGUCACAUUCUGGUGUGGUUUAGUAUACCUUAGGGGCAGUUUGAAGCAGUUCUUCAGGCCAUUCAGUUUGAAAUUAAAUUCUGGAUAUGCAAAUGAUGAUUUUCUUUAAAAUUGUUCACAAAAUGGGUUUUUUUCAUAGCACAAUGAUGAAUGUGUAUGGUUAUCACAUACCUACCUGUUUUGAAUUAUAUUGUAGCAAAAAGUUGAUCAACUUACAAUGAUUGUUGAUAAUGAUAUAUAGGUUAUAAUACAAUCUGGAGUACAUUAAACUAACCUACAAAAACUCAUUCUGGCAACAGGACAGUAAUAAAAGAGAACUUGUUUUUGCAAACUUCAUUAUGAAAAAUUUUUAAGUUCUCAAGUACAAGCAAGUUAAAUGAAGAAGACUAAGGUGCUUUUCAAAAGAGUAACUGAAAUUAUCACAGGCCAAAACAGCAUUAUAUCUCUCUAGUUCAAUAAGAACAGUGAAACUUUCGUUUCACUAAUAAUUCUGAGUAAAUUAAUGGUGAAAACAAAAUUAACUUGUUUUAAUGAGCCACCAAGGAAAGAAUAUUCUUAAUACAGAGACAAAAUGUGGUGCAGAAAAGCCUUGCACCUUUCUGCAUAAACUGUUAGAGGUGACUUAAUGUGCUGCUGUUGUGUUUCCAUAUAUUCCUGCAAUAUGGGUAACAACUGUGGGAAAAAAGUUGUCUUCUACAAAGACUAAUGAGCACAAUGAUACUAAUCACUUAACUUUCUGUUGAAUAACAAAUGCAAUAAUUGCCUCUCAUGGGUGAGAAGUUGUCUAAUACUUCUAAAGCUUUUUAAUUCUCUGGUUAUAUCAAUUCAGAGUGUUGUAUGUCUACCUACUACUUUAUGAGAAUUGAUUUUUUUAUUAAGCCUAAUUUGCAUGGAUUGAGUUUAGACCAACUGCUGUUUAUCAGUGAAAAUGGUGAACCUUUUUUCAAAGUAAUGUGUGUUUGUCAACAGGAGUGGGUUACCUGAUCUUUUAAUGCUAACAGCCCUUAACUUCUCCGAAAACUCACAAUUUAUGUUCCUUCUUUUGCAUUGUUCCCUUGUAGGUGCCUUAGUCUAGGCAUCUCAGGAGGACUCUCAUCACUCAUUUAUUCCAAAUGACUUGGAGUCUUGUGCUCUAGCUCUACUGUUAAACGAAAAAGCAAUAUAUCUUUAAUUCAGGGCUCUGCCCAUUGCUAUUCAACUCUAACCUGAGGGCAGUGCCACUCCUGUAACUCUCCUGUUCUGAAUUCAGAACUUCACAUCACAAACAGAAGCUGACCAUUGAUUAUUCACGUUCAAUGAGUGGCAAAGAAGGAAAUCAUUUGUUAAGCCCCAUAUAGAUACUGAAUCUUCUGAUCCAGCGAUGUUUACAUUUCUAGAUUAAAAUCAGUGUACUUGUGGAAAAUAAAGUCAUUUUUGAAAUUGUU
Messenger RNA from Globicephala melas (long-finned pilot whale), 4489 nucleotides. RefSeq names its product 2-aminoethanethiol dioxygenase (gene ADO). Lineage: Eukaryota; Metazoa; Chordata; Mammalia; Artiodactyla; Delphinidae. Gene Ontology annotation, molecular function: oxidoreductase activity, acting on single donors with incorporation of molecular oxygen, incorporation of two atoms of oxygen. The record is from RefSeq and is a predicted model, not a curated record. Gene Ontology annotation, cellular component: mitochondrion.